Cylindrotheca closterium is the source of this 1485-nucleotide messenger RNA. The record is from the annotation of a GenBank genome assembly. Lineage: Eukaryota; Bacillariophyta; Bacillariophyceae; Bacillariales; Bacillariaceae.
AUGACAGAGGGCUUUCAGGCAACGAUACAGAACAAUGGGUUCCACAAAGCUCCUAUCCACUACUACAACUUCAUCGGAUCUGAGAUUCCUUCUAUAACUUCCAAUCCGCGAUUUUCCACUCGACAAUGGGCAUCGGUAGACGAAAACGAUAUGGCUCCAAGUUCCAGCAUAGAACCUGAACCUGAAAAGAAAAGAAAUACACCCUUUUACAAACUCCCAAAAGCUGCUUGCCGCGUAUAUGCUUCCUACGUCAAACGCUUGUGGGCGGAAACCGACGUUGCCGCCCGCGAAAGGGUUGCCGACGACAAGGUUCGAGGAUCUAUCCGUAACAUGCAAAACAUUCUGCUUCACGCCAAGGAAUAUGCCGAGUUUGAUGAUGCUACCUAUGAGUCCCAAAACAAGCUCUUGGUGGCCUGUGAAGAAAUGUUAGAAGCCCUUCCAAAACGAGAGACGGCAAAGGAGAAGAAGCAAGCGGACAAGGAAGUGACAACGGAACUCUCAAUUGCAAACGGUGAGACAUCAGAAGCGGUUGUACCGGAAAAGAAAAAGGGUCAGCGCUCCAUUCUAUUUGGAGCACUCAUGGGGUUGACGGUUGCAUUGUGGGUCUUUUCGGGUAGCUACAUUUUUACUGGAGUCUUUUGUUCCAUGACCAUCCUUGGUCAAUUGGAAUACUAUCGCAUGGUGAUGAAUACCGGGGUAUAUCCUGCUCGUCGGAUAUCUGUCAUUGGUGCCUCCAGUAUGUUUUUGACGGCUUUGUUUGCGCCGGAUUUGCAUCAAGUCUGUCUCCCAAUGUUUGGACUCUGGGCAAUGGUUUGGUUCUUGACUAGAAGACGGCAGUUUUCGACUAUUCCUGAGAUUGCCACUACCUUUACUGGAAUGUUCUAUCUUGGCUAUGUGCCCUCCUUUUGGGUUCGAAUUCGACUAUUGGGUGCCACCAUGGAGCCCACAAGAAUCUACAAGCUCAUGGCUCCUGUCCGAGCCUUUUUGAACAAGAAGUUCGAUAUCCUCAUCCCAAAAUCCUGGAUUCACGGCCCCAUUACUAGUGGAUCAGUCUUCAUAUUUUGGUCCUGGCUGAGCUUGGCGUUCAGUGACGUUGGAGCCUACUUUGUUGGGCGAAAAUUUGGCAAGACGAAGCUGGGUGAGAUUUCUCCAGCUGCAGGUGCUACUUCUCCCAACAAGUCCGUCGAGGGUGUCAUCGGAGGCUGCGUCGUGAGCGCCAUGUUAUCUGUUAUAGGUGCAUGGGUUCAAAAGUGGCCUUACUUUGUUUUGACAGGAGCUAUUCAUGGUGCUAUUCUAGGUCUGUUGGGAUUAAUCGGAGACUUGACAGCGUCCAUGCUGAAGCGAGAUGCUGGUCUGAAGGAUUUUGGGGACCUAAUACCAGAACACGGAGGAAUAUUAGAUCGGGUGGAUAGUUUUGUGUGGACUGCGCCAUAUAGCUGGCUAGUGUGCCAACACAUCAUUCCAUUCCUCAAGACGACAGUAUGA